Molecule: messenger RNA, 4055 nt
Organism: Diprion similis
Lineage: Eukaryota; Metazoa; Arthropoda; Insecta; Hymenoptera; Diprionidae
Gene: CRMP
Product: dihydropyrimidinase
Exons: 10
Coding region: 369-2207 (612 amino acids)
Biological process (GO): pyrimidine nucleobase catabolic process
Cellular component (GO): cytoplasm; cytosol
Molecular function (GO): dihydropyrimidinase activity
Source: RefSeq, a predicted model, not a curated record
CAGGCGGCGAGUUCUCGCCGGGUCCGUCAGUCAGUCAGUCGAUCGCAAGCCGUUGAACCAGCCGCGCAGACUCCGACCGUCGCAAAACCAACCACCCAACGACCGUAGCGUGCCUCUGCGACGAUUAGAUCUCCGGAAACGUGUUCCGUAUAAUUCGAAGAAGAACGGCGCAGCGCGUUGUUGUUAGGGUUGUGCUUCUGUUCUUCGGGCUCGCUGUACGCCACUGUUAUUGACAUUAACACCCCAGGACCUGGCAGACCAAUAGUAACAGUAUACGUGUUGCAUCGCAUCGAGCAGAUACACACGGUAGUGCGCAUCGUUUCGUCCCACACCACUGUGACACUGUGCAGUGAUCUAAAACCGGGAUCAUGAGUACACCGGUGAAGAAGGUGCCAAUUCACCUCCAGAGCGCUCAAAACAGGCUUCUCAUUAAAAAUGGAAAAAUCGUUAACGAGGAUGAAAUUGUGGACAACGACGUCUACGUUGAAGACGGUGUGAUCAAACAGCUGGGACGCAACCUGAUAAUACCAGGUGGAACCAGAGUGAUAGAUGCACGAGGGAAAUAUGUGAUGCCAGGAGGAAUUGAUCCUCACACCCACUUCGAGCUGGAAUUCAUGGGGACCAAGUCGGUGGAUGAUUUUUAUCAGGGGACCAAGGCCGCUGUCGCUGGCGGUACCACCAUGAUUAUAGACUUCGCAAUACCCAAGCAAGGGGAGUCGCUCCUCGAGGCUUACGACAGGUACAGAGCAACUGCCGACGAAAAGGUCUGCUGUGACUACGGGCUGCACAUCGGGGUGACUUCGUGGAACAGCAAGGUCAAAGAAGAGAUGGCAAUUCUAGCCAGGGACCACGGAAUAAACAGUUUCAAAGUGUUCAUGGCCUACAAGGACACUUACAUGCUUAGGGAUCCCGAGCUGAUCGAAGUUUUUGCGUCGUGCAAAGACAUCGGAGCCGUAGCUCAAGUCCACGCUGAAAAUGGUGACCUAAUUGCCGAGAACACCAAAAGACUUCUGGCUGCCGGUGUGACCGGACCUGAGGGUCAUGAGAUGUCACGCCCGGAAGAGGUUGAAGCUGAAGCGGUGAACAGAGCCUGCGUGAUCGCUAAUCAGGUAAAUUGUCCGCUGUACGUAUCUCCUGUGACGAGCAAAUCAUCGGCCGAUGUUAUAGCUGCUAAACGCGCCAACGGUGUCGUCGUGUUCGGGGAACCCCCAGCGAGUAGCCUCGGGAUUGACGGUAGAGAUCAAUACGGAAAGGAUGUUAACAAGGCUAUAAAGCUGAUCACAAAUCCUCCGUUAAGACCAGAUCCAACAACACCUGCAUAUUUGAUUGAGCAACUUGCUCAGGGCGGUCUCCAAGUGACCGGAAGUGACAACUGCACCUUUAAUUCGGAGCAAAAGUCACUUGGGAAGAACGACUUCUCCAAAAUUCCAAAUGGCGUCAACGGAGUUGAAGACAGGAUGUCCGUUGUUUGGGAAAAGGGAGUUCAGGCUGGGAUAAUGAGCCCGACCAGAUUCGUCGCAGUGACGAGCACAAACGCUGCCAAGAUAUUCAACGUCUACCCGAGAAAAGGUGUGAUAGCCGUCGGCUCCGACGCGGACAUCGUUAUCUGGGACCCAAACAGGAAACGCACCAUUUCUGCCGAGACGCACGUGCAAGCAGUCGACUUCAACAUCUUUGAGGGUAUGGAAGUCCACGGUGUUCCCGAAUACGUAAUCGUCAACGGCCGCGUCUGCGUCGACGAAUGUGACGUCAAAGUUGUUCACGGCUAUGGCAGAUUUGUGGAAACUCCGGUGUACCCUCCGUACGUCUACGACCUUAUUUCCGAACGAGAAAAGAAGCCACGCGGAGUGGCUCGGACAGAAGCGGAGUUGAAACGAUACGCCGAAGAAGAUGCGGCCAUGGCGAAGGCGAGGGAAGCCGCUAAAGCGGCUGCAGCGGCUGCUGCAGCGACCGCAGUGACGAUCAGCAACAAUUACACAAACGGUUCAGUGGACAGCCUGAAACCGAAAUUGCAGAACCUCUCGUGCGUUCCAACUUUGCCAGAGUCAGCUGUGGUCACCCCGUCAGCAAAGGGUCCGCGUCUCGAGGGUCAAAGAAACUUGCAGGACUCUACCUUUUCGAUCAGCGAGGACGUCGACGAGGCUCGUCGCGCUUGCAUCCGCGUCAAUAAUCCUCCGGGUGGUCGCAGCGCCGGCGGAUUUUGGUAAUUUGAUCCCUUAAGGGUCGUCAUGGUUCCGCUUAACGCGCAGGCAAAAGAAAAAGAAAUGAUAAGCAAACUAUCCCGGAGUAAGAGAAAUUACUGAUAACAAGACAAACCGGCUGAAGGGCAACAGCAGCUCCCAUCCCACGUUACGUUUUACCUCAUAAAUACCGCAAUACCUGCAUCCCGUUCCGUAACACCCGGCGUCCUACAUCACCGUCACGGCUUGUAAUCUAUAGCUUUGACGUUUCGCUACUUACCAAAUAUUAAACGUUAAGUUUUCACCAACGUUCAACUUCAUCAAGGUCUGUCCCACCCAAGGAGGAAACGGAGGCGCCAAGUCAGUAGGUUGUGCGAAUGUGCCGCAGACCUGAUAGAUAGGUAUACCUAACCAUUAUUCGUAAUUCGUUCACUCGUUCAUUGAUUCGUUCGUUCAUUCGCUAUGCUUGAUAAGACUUGAAUUAUUGUUACAUCUAAUCUCGUGUCGAUGUCUGUAUGCCUGUCACUCCAGCUGGAUGCCUGCCUCUUUUCAAGCUUUCACGAUAAACGGCAUCUUGUAACUUACACGCCAAAGUACCACACGCGCCAAGAUCCUAACGUUUAUUACUAUUCGAAUAUAUAUCCGUUAGUUAUUCUAGCGCGCAUGUUGCAGCAGCAAAGAUAAUAAGGAAUGCUUGUAAAAUCGCCAAAUAUCUCUCCGAAGGCGGCGGUGCUUGGGAACAUAAUAAUAUUAUGACAAAUGAUUAUUUAAACUGAGUCUCGUCUCUUUAUAUACAUAAGAAUGCAUAUAAUAUAUUGUUAAGUUCUGUGUUAAGUUUUCGUUAGGUAUGGUUACAAUUUUUGUUUUAACAAACUUUUUUUAAAAAUAUUUCUGUUACAAAUAAUAAUAAACGUAAUAAUAGUAAUUGUAAUGACGAUAUGAGCUAAUAAUUUUAUGGGUUUUAUUGUAAUACGCGAUUCUCUUUAAUCCAUAACGUUACUGUGAGUACAAGAUUGUCAUUAUACCGAAUAUAAUGAUAUUAGCGUAGAUAACUAAUUGUCACAAGUUUAUUUACAUACGAUAGAAACGUACUCGAUUUUAAUUACUCUCGACUAAUAAAGGUGCAGCAACCAGAUAAUAUGGAAAAAAAAUAGCGUACGUAUUAUAUUUAUAAAUUAAAGUGAAAUGGAAUAAAAUUUACAUCAAUUAUACAGCGUUCAGAGAAGUUGAUAACCGUAUCGACAUAAAACUCUUCCAUUUUCUUAAUUCAACAAGAAUUUGGCAACUGAAUUCGUUCGCUUAUUUAUUUAUUUAUAAAUAUAUUUAUUCUCGUUUCGCACAGAUUAAUCAAUUAACAAGAGCAAAUAAUCAAUUAAAUUCGUAUUGCACGGAUCAUACGCGUGACGUAUGAAAGCAAAUAUUUGUUUCACAACCAGCAGAAGAAGCCGCUGGAAGUCAUUUGAAGCAUCUUGGUGUAUAAUUGCUCUUUCUUGUUCUAAAUAUGGCGCAGAAUAAGACAUCAUAUAUUUGCAGAUAUACAAUGUAUAGUCUUUACGUACAAGAUUUUACGUACGUAUAACAUUAGGUAACGAAUUUGCGUCAAAAGUUUGCAGAAUCGGUAUUGUGACGUACGUCCGACUAGAAUCACAUAAUAUAAAGAUUUUUCACGGAUCGUUGAUUAAUUGAAUAAUUCAAUUUAUUGAUCGAAACUGAAAAUCGGUCUAUAGACGAAAAACUAAUAUUGCUUAUUCGCCGUAAUCGCAGCAAAAAUCAUAUUCCAUUAUUAGAUUAUCAGAAUGCAGCCUAUUAAAAACACCCCGUGAAAAUUAUUCUAGCAGCAACGUGUAAUCGAUAAUUAAAGUUGAAUAUACAAUU